AUGUCGCUGCUCUCCGCGCCGCGCCUCCCCGCGCGGCAGCUGCAUGCGACGACGCCCCACCGCUGGACGAACCCGUUCCUGGCGCUUGCGGAUGACAUGGACAGUGCCACGGAGGAGAAGAGCAAACCCAAAACCACGCAGGGGAUGCUGUAUGUGGUCCUCACUCCCUGGCUGGGCUUUGGCAUCUUCUUGCUCAGCUUUCCGGUGCUUUGGUGGAACGAACGGAGGGCCACCGGGCGCCGCGGGAAGCGCGAUCCGCCCGCAGGUUCUGCGACGGUGACCGGCACGGUGGUCAGUGAGAACGAGGAGAAAGGUGAGGUGACGGUGAAAGGCACCGUGCACCAGGAAGAAGGCCAGUCGCUCCUGCGGAACCCCGAGGAAGCCUAUCAGCAGGUGGUCGAGGGCUUCGAGGAUCGUCAGUGCUCCUAUGCCUGCUGCCGCCUGGUACGGCUCUGCUUCGAUUCGAUGCCGAGUUUGGAGGGAGUGGGCGACGUCCGCACCUACUUCUUUCGGGUGUUUGGAGUGCUCAUGAUGUUCACUGGCAUCGACAUGAUGCUGGGCCCCACCUACUUCCUCCUCCGUGGCAUGUGGUUCUUCGGUUUCCUCAUCGCAGCGCAUCUCGCGUUCUGCGCGUGUAAGACCAGUUUUGGGCAGCUGUUGCACCAUCCUGACCUCCUAUGUGCUGCACCGCCCUGGGGUGAUGGCUGCACUGGUGCUGACGUUUGUGGGCAUCAGCGGUCUGGGGAUCUACUACAACGCACCCUCGAUCGAAGACCGCUCGCUCUCGCCGCUCUCGGGACCUUUAGGUCCACUGCUCGAUCCCGAUUCUGCUCGAAGCAAGCAGAGCGCCGAACACCGAUCAGGUCGAGCGCCCAAAUUCAAUGCGCGCGCGGUUCUCUCGUGGGCCUCGCGGGCCUCGCGAACGACGAGCUUCGACAGCUCUUCGGGAAGUUGGAUCCUCAUGGCACCGGCCUCCUCUCCGAGGUGCAGGUGGAUUUGGCCUUGCAGUCCGUUGGGAUGCAUCUGCCGCAUGAGUACUCGGGCCUGGUGGCUUUUCAUCUCUUUGACUUUGACCUGAGUGGCAGCAUCGAUUUCCUCGAAUUCCUCCACAUGAUCGGCAUGGCGUGGCGUCAGGAGGGGCCCUUCAAACAGUUGGAGGGCUUCCCGGUCACGAGCCUCGGCAAGUUGGAGCGUUGCGACCUGAUGCUGCUCCUCUGCAUCUUCCGUGCUCGGGACACCCAGCUGGCUAGAAGCUGGCUAAGUGAGUCCGCUAGAAGUGGCUCGUGGUGGCGAGCUGCGGGCUGCGGAGGAGAAGAUUUGCCGCGAUGCAUUGCUCCGACCGAGAGGAAGGAGCACUUGGGCAAGCUCGUUCUCAGUCAAGGGCGUGUCGCCAGCUGGGAUGAGCUGGAGAAGUUGUGGCGUGACACCUACCACCAGCUCCGGCUAUUGCCUCAUCAACAUCCGGUGCUUUUGACUGAUGCGCCCUUGACUCCAAAGGAGGACAGGGAGCGCAUCACUCAGAUCAUGUUUGAGAGCUUCAAUGUGCCUGCCAUGUACCUGGCCUGCACCGGCGCGCUCUCCUUGUAUGCCGCCGGCCGCACCACAGGUAUCGCGCUGGAGCUGGGCCAUGGGAGCAGUUGUGCCAUGCCCGUCUACGAAGGCCAAAACCUUCAGGACUAUGCCAAGCGUUCCGACGUGGCGGGAAAGCAGGUCACUGAGAGCUUGGCGCGGAUGCUGGCCACCCGUGGUAUUGCCUUCGGCAUGGAACAGCGCGACAUCGUGCGCGACAUCAAGGAGAAGGUCUGCUCGGUGGUCUUGGACCAGGCCUCCUUGCGCGCGGACGUGGGGCGUCACUUCGAGCUCCCCGACGGCGCAGUCGUCAGCUUGGGCGAUGAGAUCCACCGAGGGCCCGAGCUGCUCUUCAAACCGCAGGCCUUUGGGACGAGAUCACUGGGCAUUCACGAGAUCACCUGGCAAAGUCUUCAGAGUUUGGACCUCGAUGUGCGACAGGAGUUGAGCUCGAAUGUGGUGCUGAGCGGGGGCACCUCGUUGCUUCCGCAGCUGCCGCAGCGGCUGACGCGGGAGUUGGAGCAGCUGAUGCCGGAGCUCCCCGUGAAGGUGGUGGCCAACCACGAGCGGAAGUAUGGAGUUUACCUUGGAGCCUCCAUCUUGUCGUCCCUUGGGACCUUUCAGCAGAAUUUGAUCUCCUCGGCCGACUACGAAGAGAUGGGCCCGUGCAUUGUCCACCGAAGAUGUGCGUGA
Messenger RNA from Durusdinium trenchii, 2262 nucleotides. The record is from the annotation of a GenBank genome assembly. NCBI's taxonomy places the organism in Eukaryota, Dinophyceae, Suessiales, Symbiodiniaceae.